Propithecus coquereli (Coquerel's sifaka) is the source of this 2237-nucleotide messenger RNA. RefSeq names its product protein inhibitor of activated STAT, 1 (gene PIAS1). Gene Ontology annotation, biological process: regulation of transcription by RNA polymerase II; protein sumoylation. Gene Ontology annotation, molecular function: SUMO ligase activity; transcription coregulator activity; zinc ion binding. Lineage: Eukaryota; Metazoa; Chordata; Mammalia; Primates; Indriidae. Bases 3 to 2009 code for a protein of 668 amino acids. The transcript is spliced from 14 exons. The record is from RefSeq and is a predicted model, not a curated record.
AAAUGGUUAUGAGCCUUAGAGUUUCUGAACUCCAAGUACUGUUGGGCUACGCUGGGAGAAACAAGCACGGACGCAAACACGAACUUCUCACAAAAGCCCUGCAUUUGCUAAAGGCUGGCUGUAGUCCUGCUGUACAAAUGAAAAUUAAAGAACUCUAUAGGCGGCGGUUCCCGCAGAAAAUCAUGACGCCUGCAGACUUGUCCAUCCCCAACGUACAUUCAAGUCCUAUGCCAGCAACUUUGUCUCCAUCUACCAUUCCACAACUCACUUAUGAUGGUCACCCUGCAUCAUCACCGUUACUCCCUGUUUCUCUUCUGGGACCUAAACAUGAACUGGAACUCCCACAUCUUACAUCAGCUCUUCACCCGGUCCAUCCGGAUAUAAAACUUCAAAAAUUACCAUUUUAUGAUUUAUUGGAUGAACUGAUAAAACCCACCAGUCUAGCAUCAGACAACAGUCAGCGCUUUCGAGAAACCUGUUUUGCAUUUGCCUUGACACCACAACAAGUGCAGCAAAUCAGUAGUUCCAUGGAUAUUUCUGGGACCAAAUGUGACUUCACGGUGCAGGUCCAGUUAAGGUUUUGUUUAUCAGAAACCAGUUGUCCACAAGAAGAUCACUUCCCACCCAAUCUUUGUGUGAAAGUGAAUACAAAACCUUGCAGCCUUCCGGGUUAUCUUCCACCUACUAAAAAUGGUGUGGAACCAAAGCGACCCAGCCGACCAAUUAAUAUAACCUCACUUGUCCGAUUGUCCACAACAGUACCAAACACGAUUGUUGUUUCUUGGACUGCAGAAAUUGGAAGAAACUAUUCCAUGGCAGUAUAUCUUGUAAAACAGUUGUCCUCAACAGUUCUUCUUCAGAGGUUACGAGCAAAGGGAAUAAGGAACCCGGAUCAUUCUAGAGCUUUAAGUACGUAUGAUAAACUUAUUUCAUUUAUGCAGCUGAACUGUUUUGUCAAAGGUCAAAUUGUCAGUGUAGCUGAUCAUAAAGGCUUGAGAGUUGCUCUCUUGCCUAAAAAAUAUGAACUGACGGCUAGGGAUUAUGGGGAUAAAGGUACUUAUCUUGGCAAAAUGCGGCUGACAAUUCCAUGCCGGGCCCUUACGUGUUCUCAUCUGCAGUGUUUUGAUGCAACUCUGUAUAUUCAGAUGAAUGAGAAAAAGCCAACCUGGGUUUGUCCUGUCUGUGAUAAGAAGGCUCCAUAUGAACACCUUAUUAUUGAUGGCUUGUUUAUGGAAAUCCUAAAGUACUGUACAGACUGUGACGAAAUACAAUUUAAGGAGGAUGGCUCUUGGGCACCAAUGAGAUCAAAAAAGGAAGUACAGGAAGUUUCUGCCUCUUACAAUGGAGUUGAUGGAUGCUUGAGCUCCACGUUAGAACAUCAGGUGGCUUCUCACCACCAGUCCUCAAAUAAAAACAAGAAAGUAGAGGUGAUUGACCUAACCAUAGAUAGUUCAUCUGAUGAAGAGGAAGAAGAGCCAUCUGCCAAGAGGACUUGUCCUUCCCUAUCUCCUACAUCACCACUAAAUAAUAAAGGCAUUCUAAGUCUUCCACAUCAAGCAUCUCCAGUAUCCCGCACCCCAAGCCUUCCUGCUGUAGACACAAGCUACAUUAACACCUCCCUCAUCCAAGAUUAUAGGCAUCCUUUCCACAUGACACCCAUGCCUUAUGACUUACAAGGAUUAGAUUUCUUUCCUUUCUUAUCAGGAGACAAUCAGCAUUACAACACCUCCUUGCUUGCCGCUGCAGCAGCAGCAGUUUCAGAUGAUCAAGACCUCCUACACUCGUCUCGGUUUUUUCCGUAUACCUCCUCGCAGAUGUUUCUUGAUCAGUUAAGUGCAAGCGGCAGUACUUCUCUGCCAACCACCAAUGGAAGCAGCAGUGGCAGUAACAGCAGCCUGGUAUCCUCCAACAGCUUAAGGGAGAGCCACAGCCACACCGUGACAAACAGGAGCAGCACGGACACGGCGUCCAUCUUUGGCAUCAUACCAGACAUUAUCUCAUUGGACUGAUUCCCUGGCCCUGCUGCUCCCAUCCCCAUCCCAGAUUAAAUGAACUUGGCAGAAAGAAGAGAACUUUGUGCUCUGUUUUACCUUAUUCUGUUUAGAAAAGUACACAAGUGUGUUUUUUUCCUUUUUUUAGGGAAAAAAUUAAAAGAAAUGUACAGAGAACAAAACUAUAUUUUCAGUUUUACUUUUGUAUAUAAAUCUAAGACUGCCUGUCUGAUAAAACACUUGUUU